AAGUCUGUUUGCUUGGCUGAAGCUGUGUCAGCAGCAGCAUAUUUCGCUUCUGCCUCGUGUGAAAUCAACAAAACUCAAGUCGGAGCGCAAAUGGCUGCUUUAAUAUCGUUGUCACUUUGGUGUAUUUGGUUGUCUAUCUUGAUUCUACUUUCAGCGGCCUCUAAAGACCCAAACCCCAUCACAGCUAAGCCUGGAGAGAACGUCACUCUGAGAUGUCAAGCUCCAAACAACAACAUCCUAGUUGUGGAGUGGAGGAAAGCUGACCUGAAGGAAGAAUAUGUCCUUUUGUACCGGGAUGGUCACUUAUAUCCUGAUGACCAACUUUUAUCUUUUAAGAACCGGGUGGAUUUGCAGGACAGACAGAUGAAGGAUGGAGACGUGUCUUUGAUUCUGAAGAAUGUUACUAUUAAUGACACUGGAACAUACGAGUGUCGUGUCUUCAUGAGAGGAGCAAACCGCAGAAAGAGAGCUAAUCUGGAUGGUGACCCCAGCAACAUCCUCUACCUGAGUGUUGAUCCUCCAG
Messenger RNA from Pundamilia nyererei, 523 nucleotides. Its product is annotated as selection and upkeep of intraepithelial T-cells protein 1-like. Gene Ontology annotation, molecular function: signaling receptor binding. The transcript has 2 exons. Gene Ontology annotation, cellular component: external side of plasma membrane. Lineage: Eukaryota; Metazoa; Chordata; Actinopteri; Cichliformes; Cichlidae. The annotation marks the transcript as partial. The record is from RefSeq and is a predicted model, not a curated record. Gene Ontology annotation, biological process: T cell receptor signaling pathway; regulation of cytokine production.